Molecule: messenger RNA, 883 nt
Organism: Mizuhopecten yessoensis (Yesso scallop)
Lineage: Eukaryota; Metazoa; Mollusca; Bivalvia; Pectinida; Pectinidae
Product: adiponectin-like
Exons: 4
Coding region: 64-717 (217 amino acids)
Molecular function (GO): protein binding
Source: RefSeq, a predicted model, not a curated record
UAUCUAACGGACAUGUUGAAGAUGUUGUAGCGAGGUGGGCGGAACACGACGGAUCACUGAGAAAUGGGGCUCCUAGUUCUUUUUGUCGUUUUGACGAUUUCACAGAUGAGUCUGGCAGCGAGAAUCCCACGAAGGUUUCCAGACACAAACAUCCUCUCCAGCCCAUUGGAGGACAGAGGAGCCGUACACAAGCUGCUCAACCAUGUGAAGGAUAUGCAGAAAUCCAUGUUUGAAACUAACAAAACCAUGAUUAUGUUUCGACAGAAACUGUCUGACCUCCAGAUCCAACACGCUCAGCUAUUAAAAAGCAGAUCAACAGUGGCCACAGCGUUUUACGUCAGUCUGAGGCAGGAUAUCCACCCUCCGGAAGUCAAUCGUCCAAUCCUGUUUAACCAGCUGAUACUCAACACAGCUAGGAACUACGACACUAAUGAUGGCGUGUUUACUGCUAAUGUGCCCGGACUUUACUCAUUCUCAUGGAGCCUCGCAACCUACUACGGACACUACAUCUUCGCGGCGCUAAUGCAUGGGAAUAUCGAGUCGGGACGUACCUUCACAGGUGAUGCUAAGGAUAUCAGCAUGGCGACCGGUACCGCUAUACUGAACCUGGUGGUGGGAGACACAGUGAGGGUUGUAGUCGGCCAAAGUUCAAACGGAGCAGUAAUAAUGGCCUCGAUGAGCUCCUUCUCCGGGUUCUUUAUUUCUGCAAAUGAGUGAUUGUCGAUUUACUCUUCUUCAAACUUGUCAAUUGUAACUUAUAAUUAUAAAUUAACUGUAAUAUUGUAUAUGUAAAAAGAUUCAGCGAAGUUUUGUUUUUUCAGGAAAACAACAAUUCAUCUGUUUUCUAUUUGUAUUUCCAGAAUUAUGUAAAGGGAGAUUACUC